AUGACCGACGCGGUGGUGGGCGGCAGCUCUGACCGGUGGAUGUGCCCCAGCGACAGGACCAUGUCUCUCCGGGCUGGCAGCGAGAAGGAGCAGCUCCCCACCGGCUGGGCAGCGCGGGGCGGCCAGCCCGACCGGCAGCGCAAGAGCGAGGAGCUGACGGACGAGGAGAAGGAGAUCAUCAACCGAGUCAUCGCCCGGGCCGAGAAGAUGGAGGAGAUGGAGCAGGAGCGCAUCGGGCGACUCAUGACCCGGCUGGAGGACAUGCGCCGGAGCGUGCUGGGGGACGGGGUGAACCGCUGCAUCCUCUGCGGGGAGCAGCUGGGGCCGCGGGGGUCCGCCUGCGUCGUCUGCGAGGACUGCAAGAAGAACGUCUGCACCAAGUGCGGGGUGGAGACCACCAACAGCCGGCCCCACGCCAUCUGGCUCUGCAAGAUCUGCAGCGAGCAGCGGGAGGUGUGGAAGCGCUCCGGCGCCUGGUUCUUCAAGGGUUUGCCCAAGCAAGUGCUGCCCCAGCCGAUGCCCGUCAGCAAGAACAAGGGACCCCAAGCCCCGAGCGAGCCCAGCCCGUCGGAGCCGCCCGCCCAGGACCCGAAACUCCCCGUCCGUGCACCCGCUCGAGGCCAGGCGGACGCCCCGGCCGAGCAGGACUCUGACGGCAGCGACGCGACGGCGGCUGCCCGGGGGAGCUACGCAGUGCCCGGCCGCAAGCCGGCCGAGGGCAGGCCGGGCCCGUGCGGCAGCGAGCACACCAACGGAGAGGCUGACGGCCGUGACUACGCUGCCGAGAGCGGGGUCAGCAGGAGUCCUGGCGUGAAGCGAACCAACUCCCUGCAAGCGCCGCGGCCGCCCCCGCCAGCGGCUGCCGGCCCCGCUCCUGGUCCCGGUCCAGCAGCACCCCCAGCGCCACUGGCAGCGGGAAGACCGGGUCCCGGGGCGGCCGGCCGGUUCCCGGAGAGACAAGCGAGCCCGCCACUGGGACCCCCGGAGCCAGCCCGUGCUGCCGCCAGGGAGGAGCGAGGAGGGGGCUACGCCGUGCCCCCCGCCAGGGAGGAGAGGCCAGGCCGGCAGCCCCCCGCCUUCCCGCAGCCCCCCGCCAUGCCGCCGGCACCUGCUGCCCCGCUGCGGCAGCCGCCCCAGGAGGAAGAGGAGGAGGACGCUAACAGCUACGACUCUGACGAAGGCACUACGCUGGGAGCGCUGGAGUUCAGCCUGCUCUACGACCAGGAGAACAGCUCCCUGCACUGCACCCUCAUCAAGGCCAAAGGCUUAAAGCCAAUGGACUCAAACGGGCUGGCGGAUCCCUACGUCAAGCUGCACCUCUUGCCUGGAGCCAGCAAGUCAAAUAAGCUGAGGACGAAGACGCUGCGCAACACCCGUAACCCCGUGUGGAAUGAGACCCUGGUGUACCACGGCAUCACAGAUGAGGACAUGCAAAGGAAAACCCUCAGGAUCUCCGUGUGUGACGAAGACAAAUUUGGCCACAAUGAGUUUAUUGGCGAAACUAGAGUUUCCUUGAAAAAACUCAAAGCCAAUCAGAAAAAGAACUUCAACAUCUGCUUGGAGAGAGUAAUACCAAUGAAGCGUGCUGGAACAACCGGCUCAUCCCGUGGCAUGGCACUGUACGAAGAGGAGGUAGAUCGUGGUGGGGAUGUGGAGGAGCGUGGGAAGAUCCUCGUGUCCCUCAUGUACAGCACCCAGCAGGGCGGCUUGAUUGUCGGCAUCGUACGCUGCGUGCAUUUAGCAGCCAUGGAUGCCAACGGCUACUCAGACCCUUUUGUUAAACUUUGGCUGAAACCUGACAUGGGAAAAAAGGCCAAGCACAAGACACAGAUUAAGAAGAAAACAUUGAAUCCUGAGUUUAAUGAGGAGUUCUUCUAUGAUAUAAAACACAGCGAUCUGGCCAAGAAGUCACUGGACAUCUCUGUCUGGGAUUACGACAUCGGAAAAUCGAAUGAUUACAUCGGCGGCUGUCAGCUUGGCAUUACGGCUAAGGGGGAGCGCUUGAAACACUGGUAUGAAUGCUUGAAGAACAAGGACAAGAAGAUUGAACGCUGGCACACCCUCCAAAACGAGAACCACGUUGCCAGUGAUUAA
Messenger RNA from Gavia stellata (red-throated loon), 2094 nucleotides. It is a transcript of the gene RPH3A, whose product is annotated as rabphilin 3A. Bases 1 to 2094 code for a protein of 697 amino acids. The transcript is spliced from 20 exons. Lineage: Eukaryota; Metazoa; Chordata; Aves; Gaviiformes; Gaviidae. Gene Ontology annotation, biological process: intracellular protein transport. Gene Ontology annotation, molecular function: small GTPase binding. Gene Ontology annotation, cellular component: membrane. The record is from RefSeq and is a predicted model, not a curated record.